Molecule: messenger RNA, 2112 nt
Organism: Lactuca virosa
Lineage: Eukaryota; Viridiplantae; Streptophyta; Magnoliopsida; Asterales; Asteraceae
Source: the annotation of a GenBank genome assembly
AUGGCUGUUGCAGUUUCCAUCUCUCCCGCCAAAAUAACCACCACAAAACCUAUAAUAAUCACUCAAUUCCCUGAUAAUCCUAAACCACUGAUUCUUGAACAAUGCAAGACUGUAAGAGACCUCCACCAAAUUCAUGCCCAUCUCAUCAAAACCCGUUUCAUCAGCAGUCCGUCGGUGGCGGAAAACUUCCUAGAAUCCGCUGCCAUCCUCCUGCGUCACCAACCUAUGGAUUAUGCCAUCUCUGUUUUCGAGAAGUUAAACGAGCCCAAUUCAUCUGCAUACAACAUCAUGAUAAGGGGCCUGACUUUGAAAAAUUUCUCUCAUGAAGCUGUUCUUAUGUUCAAGAAAAUGAAGGAAACGUCGGUGGAGCCAGACGAGUUUACCUUUCCUUGUGUUUUAAAAGCUUGCUCAAGAUUACGAGCUUUGGAGGAGGGGAAACAAAUUCACGGUCAGCUUAUGAAAUUGGGAUACAGAUCGUCUGGGUUUGCCGAGAAUGGUCUGAUCAAAAUGUAUGCAAACUGUGGGCAAGCUGGGAUUGCUCGCAAGGUGUUUGAUGAAAUGUCUGAAAGAGACAUUUUUGCAUGGAAUGCGUUGUUUUCUGGUUAUACAAAGAGUGGGUGCUGGAAAGAAGCUGUUGAUUUGUUUCACUACAUGCUUGAAACAGAUACGAAGUUUGAUGAGGUCACUUUAGUUAGUGUUUUGACAGCAUGUGGACGUGUUGGUGCUUUGAAGUUAGGGGAAUGGAUCAAAGACUAUAUAGAAGCAAAUGGGCUCAAAAGGAAUCCCACUUUAAUCACUUCUCUUGUUGACAUGUAUGCUAAAUGUGGGCAUGUGGAUAAAGCUCGAAGUUUGUUUAAUCAAAUGUCACAUAAGGAUGUGGUUGCUUGGAGUGCAAUGAUAUCUGGCUACAACCAAUCAAAUAGAUGCAAAGAAGCACUUUCCCUAUUCCAUGACAUGCAAAAAGCUAACAUUGAACCCAAUGAGGUCACCAUGGUCAGUGUCCUUUCUUCAUGUGCUGAACUUGGAGCUUUAGCAAUGGGUAAAUGGGUCCAUUUCUAUAUAAACAAGAAAAAAUUACCACUUACAGUAACACUCGGAACUGCUUUAUUACAUUUUUAUGCAAAAUGUGGCUCUAUUGAUAACUCAAUUGAAGUCUUUAAAAAAAUGGCAAGAAAGAAUGUAUUGUCAUGGAGUGUACUCAUUCAAGGUCUUGCAAGCAAUGGACAAGGGGACACAGCUCUCAAAUACUUUGACCUGAUGUUGACCAAACAUAUACAACCAAAUGAUAUAACUUUCAUUGGUGUUCUUUCUGCUUGUAGUCACUCAGGUUUAGUUAAAAAAGGUCGUGAGUUGUUUGCAAGUAUGAUUAAAGAUUUUGAUAUAGAACCAAAAAUCGAGCAUUAUGGUUGCAUGGUUGAUAUGUUAGGGAGAGCUGGAUUAUUGGAGGAGGCUUAUCAAUUUAUACAAAACAUGCCAAUGAACAUGAAGCCAAAUGCACUUAUCUGGAGGACAUUAUUGGCAUCAUGCAAAGUUUAUAAAAACGUUGGAAUUGGAGAAGAGUCAUUGAAGAAGAUAAUGGAUUUGGAAACUGUUCAUAGUGGAGAUUAUUUACUUCUAUCUAGCAUCUAUGCAUCAGUUGGUAGGUUAGAAGAUGCAUUUAGGGUAAGAAGAGAGAUGAAAGAAAAGGGUGUUAUUAAAAAAACUCCAGGUUGUAGCUCAAUUGAAGUCAAUGGUGUCAUUCAUGAGUUUUUUGCUGAAGAUGAUGCGAAUUUUGAGUCUGAGAAAAUAUAUGCAGCUACUGAAAAGAUGAUGAAGGGGAUAAAGUUGGCUGGUUAUGUGAUGAAUAUAGAAGAUGCAAGAUUGGAGGCAGAAGAAUAUGAUAAAGAAACAUCGGUGUCUCAUCAUAGUGAGAAAUUAGCAAUUGCUUUUGGACUUAUUAAGACUUCCAUUGGUACCCCUAUUAGGGUUUCAAAGAAUCUUCGGGUGUGUAAUGAUUGUCAUGAAGCAACAAAAAUGAUUUCAAAAGUUUAUAAUAGAGAGAUAAUUGUUAGGGAUCGAACUCGGUUUCAUCAUUUCAAAGAUGGAUUGUGUUCUUGCAAUGAUUACUGGUGA